AACACUGAUAUAAUUUGGUGCCUAGGUCUGCAUUCUCUAUUUGUGAAUGAUUGUGCUGAUUACGUACCAACUGUUUUUGACAAUUUCAGUGCAAAUGUGGUUGUGGAUGGAGACAGUCAAUCUAGGUUAAUGGGACACUAUGCUGGUCAGGAGGAUUACAAUAGAUUAAGACCUUUGAGUUAUCGUGGGGCAGAUGUAUUUCUUCUUGCAUUUUCUCUCAUUAGCAAGGCCAGUUACGAAAAUGUUGCAAAGAAGUGGAUUCCUGAACUGAGGCAUUAUGCACCAGGUGUUCCAAUAAUUCUUGUUGGAACAAAGCUUGUUGCUUAG
This is a messenger RNA of Camellia sinensis, 327 nucleotides long. The record is from RefSeq and is a predicted model, not a curated record. Lineage: Eukaryota; Viridiplantae; Streptophyta; Magnoliopsida; Ericales; Theaceae.